UCGAGUCAACACUACCAUAAAACCCUUCAAAGAAGAAGGGCUAACAAUUAUGAGUUUCUGAGCCCAUUUUUGUGGAAAUAUUAACGAUGUGGUUCUCACUGCUAUGAUUCCUAACUACCAGCACAUUAUCAAAAAGAAGUACAUGAUCCAGCAGGAGAAACCACAGUUGGUUGGCACUAUGCCUGUGGUGUGGCCCACCCUCCUUGAUCUGGGUAGAGAUGAGUGUAAAAGAAUACUCCGGAAGCUUGAGUUGGAGGCGUACGCUGGUGUUAUAAGUGCUCUUCGAGCACAAGGGGAUCUCACAAAGGAUAAGAAAGAUCUUCUUGGGGAACUUACCAAAGUCCUUAGCAUCUCUACUGAACGGCAUCGCGCAGAGGUCCGCAGAGCAGUAAAUGACGAGCGCCUGACUACAAUUGCAUAUCAUAUGUCUGGACCAAACAGUUCUUCCGAAUGGUCUGUGGAAGGGCGUAGACUGGUCCCUUUGAUGCCCAGGUUGGUUCCCCAGACAGCGUUCACAGUAACUGCUAAUGCUGUGGCCAGUGCGACAGCCCACCAAAAUGCAUCCCUUCUCUCACCUGCGGAGACUGGUAAUAAAGAAGUGGUGGUUUGCUACUCGUACACGAGCACAACAUCUACGGCCACCAACGUGGCCAACGCGCCCAGCGGCAGCGGAGCUUCUACGGUCAAGUCCCCACGGCCUGCCAGCCCCGCGUCCAAUGUGGUGGUCCUCCCCAGCGGAAGCACCGUCUAUGUCAAGAGUGUGAGCUGUGCCGACGAGGAUGAGAAACCUCGCAAACGUCGGCGCACCAACUCCUCGAGCUCCACUCCAGUGAUGCUUAAGGAAGUGCCCAAGAUCAUGCCCCCGAUGUCCAAAACCAUCACCGUGCCCGUGAGCGGCAGCCCAAAGAUGAGCAACAUCAUGCAGAGCAUCGCCAACUCUCUCCCUCCUCACAUCUCCCCAGUAAAGAUAACCUUCACCAAGCCGACCACACCUACUACCAACACCACCACCCAAAAGGUGAUUAUUGUAACCACCUCUCAAAGCUCUAGCUUUGUUCCCAACAUCCUCUCCAAGUCCCACAACUACGCGGCCAUGUCCAAGCUGGUGUCCACGUCCGUUCUCACUUCCUCCAGUCAAAAGCAAACGGUUGUCAUCCCAACCAGUCCCAACCCAGGCUCUUGCACAAACACUGUGGCUGUUACCUCCGUAGUGUCUUCCACACCCUCUGUGGUAAUGUCCACUGUGGCUCAAGCCACUUCCUCAGCAGCUGUGAAAGUUGCCACAGCAAGACUUCCCUCUCCAAAGACUUUGGUCGGUACACCAACACAGAUCCUGGCCCAGUUUCCCAAAAACCAACAACAGGCGUCCAAACAGAUCCAGCAGGGUAGCCCUGUUCCGUCUCCACUGGGGGCGGCUCAGACCACUUCUACAUCCCCUAUCAGUAAGCCUACCAUCCAGAUAAAGCAGGAGUCUGGAGUGAAGAUCAUCACGCAGCAGAUGCAACCAAGUAAGAUCCUCCCCAAGCCGUCGUCUGCCACGUUGCCUGGCAACAGUGCUUCACCCAUCAUGGUGGUCAGCAGUAACGGAGCCAUCAUGACAACAAAGCUGGUGUCCACACCCACAGGCACCCAGGCCACGUACUCACGACCGACAGGCAGCCCCACAAUAGCGGGCAGAAUGUCAACUUCUCCAGGAGGGGCCACCUAUGUGAAAACUACCAGUGGCAGCAUCAUCACAGUGGUCCCCAAAUCUCUUGCAACGCUUGGAGGCAAGAUUAUCAGCAGUAACAUAGUGUCUGGCACAACCACAAAGAUCACCACCAUCCCGAUGACCUCCAAGCCAAAUGUCAUUGUGGUCCAGAAGACAACGGGGAAAGGAACUACAAUUCAAGGAUUACCUGGGAAGAAUGUUGUCACCACGCUGUUAAAUGCAGGAGGUGAGAAGACUUUACAAGCAGUUCCCGGAGCAAAGCCAGCUAUUAUCACUGCCUCCCGUCCUAUUACCAAGAUGAUCGUCACCCAGCCCAAAGGCAUCGGCCCAGGAAUGCAGCCUACUACCACCACCAAAAUCAUCCCCACCAAGAUAGUAUAUGGACAGCAAGGAAAAACUCAAGUUCUAAUCAAACCCAAGCCGAUGACCUUUCAGACAGCUGUUGUGAGCGAGCAUACUCGACAGUUGGUGAGUGAGACCCUCCAGCAGGUGGCUAGACCCGCAGAUGCAGGAGCUCUCCCUGGCCAGGAGGGGGUGCCGAAGGACGAUUCAUCAACCUUCACAGAAAGCAGCCCAACCCCAUCUGAGUCAAUGCAUAGCACUCAAGAUGCUCAACCCGUUGUUCGGGUAAUGGCCUCCAGGGGGCAGGAGUGGACUGAACAGGAGGUUGAGACCAGUCCCACCAUUAUUUACCAGGAUGUGUUGGGGGAGUCUCAGUCUGCCACCUCCACCAUUAAGGCUCUGCUUGAGCUCCAGCAGACGACAGUGAGGGAGAGGAGCGACUCCAAACUCCGGCAGCACACCAUUGAUCUAAGCCAGAUGGCUGUUCCCAUUCAAUCGGCCCAGGAGAAGAGGCCCUCCCCAGAGCCUCCUGGACACCCACAGGGGGAGGCUGAGGUCCUCACAGAGUACAUCCCAGCUGGUAUGAGCAGGGGCUGCUGUGCUAGUCAAUUCCCCCCAUCCAGUGCCCCUGCUGUAGGGUCAGUCAGUGUGGUGGCCACCUCCUCCUCCUCCUCCUCCUCCUCUUCCUCCUCCCAGCAGCAGCAGCAGCAGCAGCAGGUUGUCUCAUCCCUGUUUAACACUCAGACAGUGGUGGCGGUGGCAAAGUCCAGCCCAACGUCGUCUGCGUCGACAAGCUCCCACUUCAUCCAGCAGAGUGGAGGAAGUCCAUCUGUGUUGAGCAAACAGGCCGAGGAGCAGGCGAUGGAGGAAGGAGAGAUGGAGGGCGACACCCUGGAUCCACAGACAGGGCUCUUCUAUAGGUCAUCUCAAGCCGCCGUCCAGCCUCAGCAUCAACAGAGACCCACUCUGGCAGCCCAGUCAGAACCGACCCGACCACCACCACCACCUCACUUAACGCAGACCACCCAGCCGAGCAAAGCCCCAGCCAGCCUGCCCCCCUCCUCCUCCUCCUCCUCCUCCUCCUCCUCCUCCACCCUAGCCCCUAGGAGAGGGCCGCAGCCUCAGGAGUUGGUUCCGUCGAAGGAAAAGUCCUCCUCAGGCGCUGGCACUCACCCAGUGGUCGUCCUUUCAAUGAAGCCUCCCCACACCACCCCCCAGUUACCCAAGCUCCAACAGGCCCCGACGUCUCCCCACACCCCCCAGUUGCCCAAGCUCCAACAGGCCCCGACGUCUCACAACAGGCCUAACCUCCACUCGCCACUGUCCCAUCCGCCACCCUUGCAGGCGCAUCAUCCUGUGGGAUCCUCUGACAAGCCCCUCUCCGGCCAGGUUCAGCAGCCCAUCAUCACCCAGGGAGCAACCGUGACCAAGAUUACCUUUGGCACGUGUCACAUGUCACCCCCAAGAACCAGCAGCAGUGGAGAAGCAACAAGCAAAGUGGUGCCGGAGACCAGCACGGGCGCGAGCCACCCUAAAGACAAGCCCUCGGUGUCCUCCGACAUCCUUAAGAUCUCCAUGAUGGAGGCUGAGAUCGACCCCAGCGCCGAGCCUAUGGUCGUGGACAGCUCCAGUGACAAGAAGCCUCCCGCCACCUCCCUCAUCAGCUCCUCCGCCUCCGCCUCUGUGCUGCACCACUCAAAACAACAGCUCGGGAAAUACAGCCACAUGCCAGCAGGCCUCGCCUCCCAAAAGAACAAGGAACUGGAUGUCAUUCAGGUCAUCCCACAGUACUCAAUCAUGCCAGACUCUAGCCAGUCCAAUGUUGUGGUGGAGCAGAGCGGCUUCCUGGAGAUCACCGACUACACCAGCCAGCGUCUGGACGACGAGAGCGUCAUGGAGCAGGAGCUGGACAGCAGCAACGAUGAGGCCGCAGCUGCAAGUCCAAUGGAAGGCUGUGCUGACCAAUCGCACUGAGCCUCAUAGGGGCGGGCUCCUCCUGUGCCGACCAAUCCCACUGAGCCUGUUAUGAAAGUUCUGAAAAAAAACAAAAUGAAGUGAACUUUGGUAGCAAAAUAGAUUUUUAUUAAAAUAUCAGCAAAAAUGAACGUCAUUUGGGAUAAUCCUGAAUAAAAAAAAUCUUGUAUUUGUUUGUAUUGUUUCUGGCAGCGCUUGAGUGGUCCAACUGUUGGGUUGGUGUAUGAUCAGUUGUACCUGUGUAUUGGACUGAAGACCGUGUAGAUAUGAGUGGGCCAUAAUGCAUCAGUGUGACUCUUGUGACUUGAUGUGAUGUUCAAGUAGGAUAGAGGACAUUUGCUUGCACCUAAUCCUGAAAUGUCUAAGUUACUUGCAUUUCUGUACAUUUUACAAUUAUUUCUUUUUGUACUAAACUUUUUUCAUUUGAACAACUUUUAAAUAAUCUUGCUGUUUUUUUUAUAUAUUUGAGCAGAAACUGUGUAAAAAGUGAAUCACUGUAAGCAACACUGGACUUAAUGAAGUAUACUUAAAGAACUGUAACAUAAAACCAUCUUCAGGCCUGGUGUUGCUUACAGUGAUCAUAAAUGAAACAGCUGAAUGUAUCCUCUGUUAAGUGAGGCUAAAAGUAGUAAUUAGGAUACAAUAAAGAGAUGUAGAAUAUGUUUCUCAUAAGAUUGCAUACCUUAUGCCUGUUGCAAACUCAUUAUUAGCAGAUAACUGUCCAAAUACAGAUUAAUUAAAAGCUUUUACAAACUGA
Molecule: messenger RNA, 4784 nt
Organism: Clupea harengus (Atlantic herring)
Lineage: Eukaryota; Metazoa; Chordata; Actinopteri; Clupeiformes; Clupeidae
Gene: emsy
Product: EMSY transcriptional repressor, BRCA2 interacting
Exons: 20
Coding region: 104-4027 (1307 amino acids)
Biological process (GO): regulation of DNA-templated transcription
Cellular component (GO): nucleoplasm
Source: RefSeq, a predicted model, not a curated record